Messenger RNA from Pestalotiopsis fici W106-1, 1620 nucleotides. RefSeq lists its product as uncharacterized. The coding region runs from base 1 to 1620 and encodes 539 amino acids. Gene Ontology annotation, biological process: transmembrane transport; carbohydrate transport. Gene Ontology annotation, cellular component: plasma membrane. The record is from RefSeq and is a predicted model, not a curated record. The transcript has 3 exons. Gene Ontology annotation, molecular function: carbohydrate:proton symporter activity. Lineage: Eukaryota; Fungi; Ascomycota; Sordariomycetes; Amphisphaeriales; Sporocadaceae.
AUGCCUUUCCUCAAACGUCACGCCGACCAGGUCGAGGCCCCUCAGGAGGGUGUCAAGACCGAGGGCGAGCAGUCUGCCACCACCGGCUCCUCCGUCACCUUCAAGGCUAUUUUCCUGGGUGUCGUUGUCAGUAUUGGUGGUUUCAUGUUCGGAUAUGUCAGUGGUCAAAUCUCUGGUUUCUUCCUGAUGGAGGAUUUCGGCAGACGAUUCGGAGUCUGGAGUGAUUCCGAGCAGGCGUACGAGUUCAGCGCUUCCCGCCAAGGUACCAUUACCGGUCUCCUCCCCGUCGGUUGCUUGUGUGGAGCCUUGAUUGCCGGAAAUAUGGCCGAUACCCUGGGACGUCGUUUGACCAUCAGCAUCUCUGCUCUCUGGGCCUGCGUUGGAACCAUUAUUGAGAUCUCGUCGAAUGAUGCUUGGUACCAGUUCGCCAUUGGUCGUCUCGUUACCGGUAUCUCCAUCGGUUCCCUCAGUGUCGUCGUUCCCAUGUACCAAUCCGAGAGUGCUCCCGCCAUCAUCCGUGGUAUUCUGGUUUCGACUUACCAACUCUUCAUUACUCUUGGUAUCUGGACUGCCAACAUGGUCGACUGGGGCUGUGCCGACAAGACCAACAGCGCUUCUUGGCGUAUCCCCAACGGUCUCGGUUUCCUUUGGGCUCUUAUCCUCGGCGCCGGUGUCCUGUUGCUGCCCGAGUCCCCCCGAUAUGCCUUCAACAAGGGUAGAGAAGACGAGGCCCGUCUCACCAUUGCUGGCCUCGCUGGCGUCGACCCCAACCACCGCAUCGUCACCGACCAAAUCGCCCAGAUCCGCGCCAAGAUGGAGGAGGAGAACUCUCAGGGCAAGGCCAAGCUCACCGAGAUCUUCACUGGCCCCCGCAUGUUGUACAGAACCAUUCUCGGUGUUAUUCUCCAGGCUGGUCAGCAGCUUACCGGUGCCAACUUCUUCUUCUACUACGGAACUACCGUCUUUGCCGCGACUGGUCUCUCCAACAGCUACGUAACUCAGAUCAUUCUCGGUACCGUCAACGUCGCCUGCACCUUUGCCGGUCUCUACGUCGUUCAGAAGGUCGGCCGCCGCAAGGCUCUCAUCGCCGGUGCCGCCUGGAUGAUGAUGUGCUUCCUCAUCUACGCCUUUGUCGGCCAAUACAAGCUGGACCACAACAACCCCGCCGCCACCCCCACCGCUGGUUCCGUCCUCAUCGUCUUCUCGUGUCUCGCAAUCGCAGCCUUCGCCACAACGUGGGGUCCUAUCGUGUGGGCUGCUGUCGCUGAGAUGUACCCUCCCAGAUACCGUGCUCCCUGCAUGGCUCUGGCCACCGCGUCCAACUGGCUGUGGAACUUCAUGAUCUCGUUCUUCACCCGUUUCAUUACCGACGCCAUUGACUACUGGUACGGUCUCGUCUUCGCUGGCUGCUGUGCGGCCCUUGUUUUGAUUGUCUUCUUCUUUAUGAUUGAGACCAAGGACCGCAGCUUGGAGGAGAUUGAUACCAUGUACCUGCUCCACGUCAACCCCAUCACCUCUGCAAGCUGGGAUGGCAGCAAGGUUCCCGAUGGACUCAAGGGCGACGUUCCUUCGUCGUCUGGCAACGACGGUGGUGUUGUUGAGUCUGAGGAGAAGCCUUAA